AUGGACUCCUACACCCAAUUCACAGACAGCCCCCACCUUAUGUCUAUGACAGGUGUCUCCCGCCCGUCUUGCGAGCCAUAUGACUCCUCACUCCCCGCCGACCACCCAUUUGUCACCCGUGCGACGCAUUACCAGUACCAACUGUCCCCUAUAACCAGGGACGAACAAGGGAACUUGAAAGCUCGCGACGCUGCUCUCACCGCGCAGCCAUGGUGGAAAACCGAAGAACAAUCAUUCGCAAUGAGCUACAUGCCUCCAGACUUGACUUAUACCGACCCAAGUCGUUUUGAGCCCUGGAAUAGUGGUAUCUCCACUAUCUCCGACCCGCAAAGUCCGCGCAGCAGCAACAGCGGCAGCUUACCUGGGAUGAAUUGCCUCGCAUCGCCUGGAUUCCGGCAAGAGGAUACCAGAACUAUGAGCAUGACUGGCGUUGAUGAUCAAACCGGCUAUCUCCCCGCGGAUGCACUCAUCGAAACCACAUCUCUCAACCACUCCUUAUUAUCAGCAAAGCCACGCAUAUUCGAGAUUCAACCCGACCACCGAUCUCCCUACGACCCAGAAUUUGAUACCUGGUCUGGCAGUCAAUCAGACCGCAACGUCACACCCGAUCAAUCAUGGCCGUCCCCAGUCCCCGUCGAGGGCAUAUCGUUCGCUUCUUCUUCUUCUUCAAAUCGGCGCUCCGGCGGCCGCCAACCUAGUACAUCUACACCCACCUCAACAACAUCAACCUCUCGAGUCCGCAAAGGAUCCGCGAAAAGACCAACCUCCACACAAGGCCGCACCCGCCGACGAGGCAUAACCAGCACCGGCGAGACCACCAACACACGCACCUUCGUAUGCAGUUUCGCACCAUACGGUUGCCCAAGCACAUUCGUCUCCAAAAACGAAUGGAAACGCCACGUCACAUCCCAACACCUCCAACUCGGCUUCUACAGAUGCGACGUAGGCAAAUGCAACAUCCACCACUCACCACCACCAAACACAAAUACAAACACAUUCCUCACAUCCGCAUCCUCGCGCGCAAAUUCCCCAACCCCAAUCCAACCAAACGACUUCAACCGUAAAGACCUCUUCACCCAACACCACCGCCGAAUGCACGCCCCCUGGACAAGCACACGGCAGAUGCCCAGCGCCACGGAAAAGGCCGCCUUUGAAACGAGUCUCGAUGAGGUUCGGCGGAGAUGCUGGUUCGGGCUCCGGCAGGCGCCGCAGCGGAGCUCUUGCGGGUUCUGUCAGGAAGUUUUUAGUGGGGAGGGGAGCUGGGAUGCGCGGAUGGAGCAUGUUGGACGGCACUUUGAGCGGGAGGAGAGGGUUGCUCUUGGGGAGGAGAGGGAGGAUGGGGCGUUACGGGAGUGGGGGCUUCGUGAGGGGAUUCUUGUGAUUGUUGGUGGAAGGUGUCGGUUGGGUUCUUUGGUGGGGGAUAAUUGA
Messenger RNA from Penicillium manginii, 1428 nucleotides. Its product is annotated as putative C2H2 finger domain protein. Gene Ontology annotation, molecular function: DNA-binding transcription factor activity. The transcript has a single exon. Bases 1 to 1428 code for a protein of 475 amino acids. Lineage: Eukaryota; Fungi; Ascomycota; Eurotiomycetes; Eurotiales; Aspergillaceae. The record is from RefSeq and is a predicted model, not a curated record.